This is a messenger RNA of Momordica charantia (bitter melon), 1733 nucleotides long. Its product is annotated as calcium-binding EF hand family protein. Gene Ontology annotation, molecular function: calcium ion binding. The record is from RefSeq and is a predicted model, not a curated record. Gene Ontology annotation, biological process: calcium import into the mitochondrion; mitochondrial calcium ion homeostasis. NCBI's taxonomy places the organism in Eukaryota, Viridiplantae, Streptophyta, Magnoliopsida, Cucurbitales, Cucurbitaceae. Gene Ontology annotation, cellular component: uniplex complex.
CGGGUUCAACUCCUUUAUUUUCCUUCCCGGCUCUCUCUAUUCUCUCUCUCAACAUUUAACUAACACUUCUCUCCAUGGCUAUGCCGUCUCUACGAUCUCUCCGGAGAUCCUCACCAUCCAUUCUCCCAUUCUACUCGAUCCGAUGGCUCCCGUUCAAUCAAAUUUCGACUUCGACUUCGAUUUCAUCGUCUUCAUCGAUUUUGCGGCCUCUGCUCACCGAUUCGAGUUCGGAUGGCGAUCGGUUGCGGAUCGCUGCUUCUAUUGGUGGUUCCUUCCUCAAGUUGGCCUCAGGAAUUUUGCUUGCCUCCGGCUUAGGGUUUCUUUAUGUGUCUGGCACUUCUGAUUCGCCUGUAUUAGCUUUUGCCGAUUCAACUGUGGUGAAUAAUGCUGAAGAUGAUGUCGUCGAGCAGCCGUAUUCGACUUCUUUUUUCCGGAAAUUUUCUCUGCCGGAAAUCUCCUCCAAGUUUCUGUUCAGAGAGGAAUUUCGACGAAAGGUAUUCUUCAAUUACGAGAGACGCAUUCGAUUAUACAGCCCUCCCGAGAAGGUCUUUGAGUAUUUUGCAUCAUUUCGUGCACCAGAUGGAGAAUUGCUCAUGCGACCAAUGGAUCUAAUGCGGGCAGUGAUUCCUGUCUUUCCACCUUCUGAGUCACAUCUUGUUAGAGAUGGAUAUUUAAGCGGCGAAAGAAACCCCGGCGAGCUACGUUGUUCCCCUUCUGAUUUAUUCAUGCUGUUUGAUUUGAACAAUGAUGGCCAUGUAUCUUUCAAAGAGUACAUCUUUUUGGUAACACUACUCAGCAUCCCAGAAACAAGUUAUCUUGUGACAUUUAAAAUGUUCGACAUCAAUAAUGACGGAGAGAUUGAUAAAGAAGAAUUCAAGAAAGUGAUGGCUUUGAUGCGUUCGCAAAACAGACAGGGCGCUCAACAUAGAAAUGGACGUCGUAGCGGAUUAAUAGUUGAUGGCUGUGUGGAGAAUGGAGGUUUGGUAGAGUACUUCUUUGGUGAAGAUGGAAAUGCAUGCCUCCAACUUGAGAAAUUUGUCCAAUUUAUGAAAGAUUUGCAGAGAGAGAUGUUGAGAUUGGAGUUUGCACAUUAUGAUUAUAAAUUAAGAGGAAGCAUAUCCGCAAAGGACUUCGCAUUAUCCAUGGUUGCCUCAGCUGACUCGUCUCAUUUAGGCGGGCUGCUCAAUCGAGUGAACGGAAUGGACGAUAAACCACAAGUUAGGGACAUUCGUAUUACGUGGGAGGAGUUCAGGGAUUUUGCCGCUCUACGCAGAAAACUUCAGCCAUUUUCUCUGGCAUUAUUCAGUUAUGGAAAGGUAAACGGCCUCCUGACGAAGAACGAUUUUCAGCGGGCUGCACGCCAGGUGUGUGGCAUAUCUCUGUCGGACGAGGUGGUGGACAUAAUAUUUCAUGUAUUUGAUACAAAUUGUGAUGGGGAGCUGAGUGCGGAGGAAUUUGUAAGAGUAUUGCAUAAUCGAGAGAAGGAUGUUGCUCAACCUGUGGAAGCAGGAAUGAUGGGGCUUUUCUCUCGCUGCGAAACCAGUUGUUGACCUUUUUGCAGGUUUGCUUUCUUCUUAGUUUAUUAGUCACUGUGUAAAAAGCUUACCCACCCAUUUUCAUCUUAGGUGCUUUUGACAUGUAAAUAAUAAAUAAUAAAUAAUAGCGUAUUUUCUCCCCCGACUCUAAAGAUUUUAAUUAAAUGGUUAAGUCAUUAGGUUUGAAAGUUUGAAACA